AUGAAUAAUCUCAUCUUCUUUCUUCGGGACCGAUUCUUGGAGGAUUUUAAAGGAGUUACUAAGCCUAUUGAUUUUAUGGAGGUUGAAUUUGCUGUGGCUGUCUCCAAAACGUACCCAAACGCUAAGAAGAAAAGCUACAAGAUUCCUAACAAUGUUUCAAAAUAUGUUGGCAAGGACCGCCAAUGGUUCACGGAUGUCGAGCGUCUCUACUGCCCAUAUAUGAUUCAUGGCCACUGGAUCGGCCUUUGCAUUGACCUAUCUUCCCAUGAGAUUACCGUACUACAACCAGACCCUACAAAAUACGCCUUCAAUGAACUUACGAAGGAGCUACAACCUCUUGCUGAGUCGUUACCAUUUGUCAUAACCAAAUGUGCUACCAAUUCUGAAAUGGACGCAGACAUGACUAAACCGUUCACUAUCACCAGCUAUGCGGGUGAAUGGAAAAUCAAACGCAAAGGUUCACAUGGCAUCACGGCUAUGUUGCUUUUUGAGCUACAUGCAUCGACUACCCUUAAUUUUUUGCCUAACCUCGACGAAGCAAGUGUCAUAGAUGUUGGGAAGAACUAUGGCGUUUAG
Molecule: messenger RNA, 576 nt
Organism: Arabis nemorensis
Lineage: Eukaryota; Viridiplantae; Streptophyta; Magnoliopsida; Brassicales; Brassicaceae
Source: the annotation of a GenBank genome assembly